Symbiodinium necroappetens is the source of this 3553-nucleotide messenger RNA. The record is from the annotation of a GenBank genome assembly. NCBI's taxonomy places the organism in Eukaryota, Dinophyceae, Suessiales, Symbiodiniaceae.
AUGGGGAGACGACCCCUUGCGGUAAGCCGGAAGACACGCAGCAAAUCCACGCUUGGAGUCGCGAUUUUGACCGACCUUUGCGCGGUCCAUGGGUGGACCUUCAACCACAACUUCGGGAACCGCCGCAAUCGCCUGAUGGACUUGCCUGAUAGCGAUAUAUACAGCGCUGUGCACAGCGUGCUCAUGAAUGCCGAGGGCAAUGGGUUGAAGGAUAUCCUGGGCCAGGAAUUUAUCGGAAGCCUGUUGCAGCAGGAAACGGCAUCGGGGCCCGAAGAGUCGCCUGGAUACGUGGAAAGUACAAGCAAAGAGCACGAGCAUGGACCCAGAGUUUCUGGUCCAGUACUGGAUCGACCUUAUUCUGCAUCCUUGGCCGGUGCUUUGGACUACUGCAUUCGCAAAGGCCACUUUCAACGGCCUCCUCUACCGCAAAACGACGGCCUCACCAGCCUUCUGGUAGAAGACGACCAGGAAAUUGUGCGGUGGCAGGAGUGCGUGCAAAGAUGCGGAAGGCAGAGUUUGAUCUUUGCCUUUUCCUGCCUUGGGCGGCGCGGAAUUCGCCUGGCACUGGGGCAGCGGUGGACAGCAGGGAGCUGCGACAUGCUCCCGCCCUCUCGCAAGGAGCUCAUCCAAGCGUUCAGUGCUCUCAACAGAGACGAUGCCUCCGAGAGCGAGACCGACAGUGCCAGCCCUGGCAUGGCAGAAGUGGAGGACGAAGCCCAGGCGCUGAGGUCGCAGAUCAAGACGCUCGCUGAGCAGGGAAGGCACGCGGAGAUGGACGUGGCAAUUUCCAGAAUGAAACAGCUGACAAAGAUGAAGCGCUCCUCGGAAGCACACCGUGGCAUGGAGGGCUUCUGGGCUGGCGCAGCUUCCGGAAGCGACGCAGCGAAGAACCAGGCCGCAGAGACUGCUCUGCGCACAGUCCUGCAGGAAGCUGUCUGGGGCAAUCUUCAUCAAUUGCCGGGGGGCCUCCCCACCUUUGAGGUACGGGUCAAGCAAGGAUACGGAGCUCGUUGGACUGUCUCGGAAGACGGAUCAACCAAGUUUCGAGGUCUCUUGGAGCCCAUGAUGGAAGACGGGCACGAAAAGCGCUGGCGGCACGACCUAGCGAUGCCCAUUGAUGAUGUGGACUUUGAGAUGCUUGAGGAUGCUGCUGAGGUAGAGGGGGACUCUCCAACUGUGGCCGCAACUCGGAAGAGGACGGCCUCCAAUGGUGAGUCUGUAGCCCAGGCCGCCAACAUGGGAAACGAGCCAGCGUACGUGGUUCCGACAACGCCAUCGCCCUUCCUACAUUCGUCCUUUCCGCCACAGGUUCCCGACUUCAAUGGAUACGGCUAUGGAAUGCCGGAGAUGGGUCUCCCGCCAGCUUAUGACUGCGAGGAACAGGUCGACUACAAUGAGGUGCAGGUAGCAGCCAUGAACGCUGGAUUCAUGCAGGGUAUGCAGUUCCUGCCUCCGGAGAUGUUCAUGCCGUACUGGCAGCAGAUGGGCAUGGAUGGGCAAAUGCCCUGCAUGGACGGGCAAGCCAUGAUGCCACCGGAGCUGCAGGAGCAGCUGCAAAAGGCCGCACAGAUGCAGGAGUUUCAGCAGGAGCUUCGCACGAAGCAUCAAAAGCAGACUGCUCCAACUGCCGUGAAGGAGCAGCUGACCCAGAUGGAGGAGCUUGGGCCGGGGCCUGGGCCAGGGCCGGCGCAAGAGGAAGACGCCGCCGCCCCCGCGGCGGUCGCGGCGACUGCGAAAGUCGCCGCGCGUGAGGACGGGGCCGGCACCACGGCCGCGCGCGCCGCGCGAGCUCGACGUUCACUUCCCCGGCAGGAGGCAGCAGUGCCUGCGACCAACGGCGAGAACCACCGUCCCAGCAAUGACGAUGGUAAAUGGAAAGACUGGAAGGAUAACUCGUGGCAUGAAUGGCAGGCUGGGUUGAUUGUCAGCUCGGUAUGCAGCCCGUGCCAUCCCUCCACACUGGAUACGAAGGAGAGCUCGAGAAAGAACGAUUGGAAGGACUGGAAAGACUAUGCUUGGAAAGACAACGAUUGGAAAGACGAUUGGCGGCAAAGGGAAGAUGACACAUACUGGAAGGAGGCGUCCGAUACUGGAAGCCGCCGAGGCAGCAAAGGUAAAAGCAAGGGCAAGGAGCAGAGGGGAUGGGAGGAAGAGAGGAGCAGCACAAAGGCUGGCACCUGGAAGGAGGAGCCCAGACAAGGUGCCGACCCCGCCACGAAAGAGAAGAAAAUCCCUCCGAUUCCUUAUGAGCGCCCAGAAGGAAAUGAGCCGUACACGACGGUCAUGCUCCGAAACAUCCCGAACAAGUACACCAGAGAGAUGCUCAUCAAGCAGCUCAGCUUGGAAUUCAACGGCGAGUUUGACUUCAUGUACCUCCCCAUAGAUUUCAAGAACAAGUGCAACGUGGGAUACGGGUUCAUCAACUUCCGCACACAGGACUCAUGCGAGAGGUUCAUCGGCUUGUUUCACGGAGUGGACGUUCGGAAGUGCUUGCCGGGCCUGAACUCUAAGAAGGUCGUGGAGGUCACGCCCGCUCGUGUGCAGGGGCUCUCUGAAAACGUUCGGCGAUUGCGGAAUAGCCCUGUCAUGAACCAGCUGCAGGAUCAUCCAGAAUGGAUGCCGCUGCUCUUCGACGAGAACGGUGUAGACGAGCCCUUUCCUCUUCCGGACCAGCCACUUCCGCCGGUGAAGCCUCGGGGACGAAAUCGUGAGGGUCAACGCAAGGAAGGGGCGGAUGUGUGUCCGAGAGAGAUCUUUGCUGGUGCGGAGCUGAAAAUGCCACUGCAAAGUGGCAGUGCAUGUCAGUCAACAGCUGGAAACGCAUUCAUAGUAAGCUUGCGUAACCCUUCGGGAGCGAUCCUGCUUUCGAUUGCACACGUGUCUAAUCCCGUGUACAUGAAUGGUGUGGGGCAUGCCAUCAGCCUGGAUGAGGAGGAAAGUCGCAGAUUGUCUGGCAUGGCCAACGACACUUUGAGGGAUGCUCUGGGCCACUUGGAAGGGUUCAACAGUGGGCAGCAUGGCUGGACAAAUCUUGGCUGUAACGGCGAUGUCAAGCUUUUUUCGCAGAACGUUGGGGCGAGCCUGCCUAUGUUUCUGGGACAGCUGACGGCAAGCUCAGCAUGUAGCGUGGCCGACUUGACAGCUGUCAUCCUGUCGGAUGCAUGCAGACGGUUCUGGGACCCGAGUUAUUUUACCAGUCAUGUGCUUUGUACUUGUGGCGACAGCAGGUCAGCUGUUUUAUGCACAGAGCAGAAGGGAUCACCUGUCAGUGCAGAGGCGCUCUGGACAAACGUUUGCACCGCGCGGCAUGUUCGAAAAGAGCAGGGUGAGCGCAUCACAUACGCUGCUACAUCAGUUCCCACUGAUUUCCGGAACGAACAUCGAAGGACCUUGUCCACAUGGGGUGUUGACAAGAAAGAGUUGAUAACCAAGAUUUGGGCGAUGGAUGUGCUGCGCACAAACGACCAGGUACGGAAUGCGGCGGUCUACGAGUUGGUCUCCGCAGAACACUCGAAGUAUAUGUACCCGAUCAGUGACGACUCCAAGAUGAUAG